GCGGGCGAGAGCGGGCGGCCGGCCGUGCACCUGCCUCGCGAACCGCGCGACGUGCUCAAUCGCGACGCACUAACACAUCGUAAACACAAAACAUUUCGAACUCAGUUCAGAACUCAAUGUUAAUUUAAAUUGCAAAUUUAUUUUAAUUUUCAAAAAUAGACAGUGAACAAAAAACGGACUAAAGUGAAGAAGUUUUACUGAUAAAGACGCUGAAAUUUAACGGAGUGACCAAUUCGCCGGAAUCUGAAGAUCGCCACUUGGUGCGGUUAGAUUAGAUAGGAGACGCUUGUCAAAGUGUUGAUAACACCUAUGACCAGUAAAUUUUGGCAAGCGAACCAUUGGCCGAGUCAUAAACUGAUUGGAUACAUCAUGAAGAGGAAAAAGUAAACUUGGAAUGUUAGAUUUAACAGUUGUGAUGGAAAAUUCAGGAAGAUGACUAAACAUGUUCAGGGAUUUAUCCGUCGGACUUUUAAAUAAAUUUGUGAUGAGUAUUUAUCUGUUAUCAAAAACGUUUUGAGACGAUAACCGCUGGACCGCCGGCGGCACGUGUGAAGUGAGCUAAGAACUGUCGACUGAUAAUAAAACAUUAAGAUAAAGAUUUCGGCGGAUAAGAAGAAAUUGUUCAAGAACUAAAAAUAGGUGACCAAAUCAAGAUGAGAAUCAAAAUGCCAGCUGUACGCAUCGCGCAAGCGGAUGCGGACAGCGCGGCAGAGGGUGGCGGGUCCCCCACUCCUGGGGUGCCAGCAGACACCCUGACCUGCGGAGCUUGCAGGAGAGCCUUCGCGCUGGCGGACAUCGUCCGCUUCAUCCAGCACAAGAUCUCCGCUUGCGAUAAGGACCUCACCUCGUACCAUUGUUAUAGUGCAGGUCCGAACUCCGACCCAGAAGACGGCUCCAGACCUGGCCAGGUUUCCACUGGCAGUUCAACGGGGCGGAGGCCGUCGCUCCUCACUGCUCGGAGACCUCCCAGCAGUAGGGUGCACACCCCUCCUCUGGCAAGCCCUUCGAUAGCGCCCCCUGACCUUCUGGAAGAUGGAGGAGCUUCGAGCACGCCGAAGAGGUUAUUAGAUGACGCUGACAAUGAGACGUCAACGCCCAAAAGAAGAGCAUCGACGUCGCCGAUGCCUUCGAGCUCCCCUGAUGUAGACAUCAAGCCUAAAAUCAAGCAGGAACACAUGGACACGUCCAGCUCUCCUGAAGACCAGAAAAAAUCUAGGACAGAAGUAGCUGAUGCGGAAUCCAACACAAUGCAUAGUGAACCGAGCAACUACGUGUGUUCCACGUGCAAAGCGAAAGUGCACUCCGCGUGGAGACUCCUCCAGCACGUGCAGCACGUGCACGGCGUCAAGAUCUACGUAGAAGCGCUGCCGCAGCAGCCCAAGCAGAACCACUCCUCAUCGAGCACAUCUUCAACCAGCUCGUGCUCCUCAACGGGAGCCCCGUUACCACCACCAACAUUGCGGCACCAUCCGCUUCUUCCACCACCAGAUAUGCAUUCCCCAUUUGGAGUCGGUGGACUCCUCCGAAUGCCUCUACCUGGCAGUCUCCCACCUCUAGCUCACCCAUCUGUCCCACCCGCGCCUUUGUUCGCGCGACCCAACCACCACGACCAUAGAUUUCGCAUGGAACAGCUUGUAUCCGAGCAAUUUCGCCACCAUGGUCUCAACCUGGCCGCUGCUGCAGCGGCUGUGGCAGCCAACUCGCUGCCACCCCACCAACCAUUCCCCUCACCAGCUGACCGACCACCUGUAAUACCCACUUCAGUGUCCGGUCGAGAUAGAGUUCCACCAGUCUCACAACCCCUCUCACUUGAACCCCAGCUGGAUUUUUACUCGCAGCGCUUGCGGCAACUGGCCGGUACGACCAGUCCAGGGGCGGCCACAGGCAAUUCGAGCUCUCCUAGCCCCAGGAAGCAUUCGCCGCCGUUCGCUUCCCCGUCGCCCUCCCGAGUCGGCCAGACUCCACCGGCGGGCGCCGGACCCGGAACGGUGGAUACGCCCCGCGAGGCGACGCGGCCGCACAGUUCGACUUCACCUGAGCGGCGCAUAGAGCCAAUGGCGGCAGACGCACCACCUCCAGAGCGACCUUCAUCGACACCCCCAAAACGCAAUAGCGAUGAAGCAGUCCACAGCUGUGAGUUCUGCGGUAAGAAAUUCAGAUUUGAGAACAACUUGAUGGUACACCGUCGGUCACAUACAGGUGAACGACCCUUUAAAUGUUCGGAGUGCGAUGAGGCUUUCGAAAAAGCCUCAAAAUUAAAAAAGCACAUGAAAGUACAUCGAAGAGCCGAUGUGAAAUCUGAGGAGGGUGAAUCAGGCGGUGACACUGCCGAAGAUGACUCCGAAGAUGAGUUGGAGGAUGAGGAACUUGACGGUGAGGAAGAGGAAGAUAAUGAAGAUGGCGAUGAUGUAGAAGAGGCUGAAGAUUUGACAGUGUCGAAUAGCAGCGCUCCCUCAGCGCCGACACGAAAGCAAACUCCUGCUUUGCCCGCUCACCCACCUACGGCUUCUGUAGUUGGUGAGCUUAUGGACAAAUUCGGUCUUUCGAAUAUCGCUCAAUACAGUGAAGCUUUCAAACAAGCUCUUCAAGAAUCGGGAAACUCACUAAAGUGGCAAUUGGCAAAGGACAGAGAUAACAACAACGGUCCUCCCGGUGACAAACCCAAUGGCAUGCCUCCUACAGCAGCCUUGCGUUUGAAGGAAGAGUUUGCAAAGAUGCCUCCCCAGCCACAUCCUUUGUUUAACCCUUUUGAGAACCCGUUUGAAGCUUCCAAGCGAAUGAAAUUAGAUAUGGAACGGGGUGAGGGCUGGUGGCUGCCAACUUUACAUGCUCAGCGACCACCCGAAAACAUUUUUGACGGGUUGAAAAACAGUGGUAACGGUUUACUCCAAAAUCCGCUGUUGAAGUCAAAAGAUAGUCGCAGGAACGAUACUUGCGAAUUCUGCGGCAAAGUAUUCAAGAACUGCUCAAACUUGACCGUCCACCGGCGAUCACAUACUGGCGAGAAACCGUACAAAUGCGAGUUAUGUUCCUAUGCAUGCGCUCAGAGCUCGAAGCUGACUCGCCACAUGAAAACACACGGACGGCUAGGCAAAGACGUGUACCGAUGCCGGUUCUGCGAGAUGCCCUUCUCCGUGCCCUCGACUCUCGAGAAGCACAUGCGGAAGUGUGUUGUGAAUCAAACUAAUGGUGCUCCAUUAGCAUUAUCCGAUGACUCAAACGCUUGCCGUGACGAGGCGUCGUGACUCUACCCGUGGGGUGGCCUGCCACUGCCACCGCCCGCGCCGCCCAGUCAGAUAUUCUAAGACCUAACUUAGCUCCAUUCGAUUACAAUUCAGGUCAAACUUUGUUCAACAUCUAGUCUUAAGAAUGAAUUAGUUGGCGAUAAUUUGACGGCAAUAUACGCCCAAACGAUAGCACCGAAGGGCAUUAUUAACAUAUCUUUCGUGUAAAGUUGAUGUUCCAUUGUUAAUGUUGAUUUGACGAUUUUGUUUUAUUUCCGAGGCUGUAUAUCGCAUCUCGACGUUAUUCCGAUAUUGUUUUGACAUGUUUUUAUUUAUAGAAAGAAUUGUGGAAACCAAUGCCAAAGUUAGCUAUGUUGAUUUAACAUGAUUUAGUUUUAAGCUGUAUAGUGUCAAUUAAACAUAAUUUUUCCAGUAAUUACUAGGCUCUUCAUAGUUCGAUGUAGUUCGUGGUUCGGAGUAAGUUGUUUCGUAAUUUUAGAAUAUUAUGUAAUAUAUGAUAAGCAAAAUGUUUCCUAUCCUAGAUAAUGAACUUGUGUAAAUAUUAUUCUAAGUGUAUGUGUGUAAAUGAGUACCUACCUAUCGAUGUUCAUAUUUAUAAACAAUGAUUCGCAAAUUAUAAAAAAAUAAUGGAAAAACGGUGAGUUUCCUGUAAUCGAUAAAUAAAUAAGCAUUGUAGAAAGCAAAAUUGGAAUCAAUCUACAGGUAGGUGUUAUUGGUAUGGUAAUGAUGAGGUACUUCUUAUAUUAAUUAGUGUUUAAAUUAAAAACUAAAUAAUAUCUUGUGAGAUGUUCGAUCCUCAUUUCUAUGCUUUUGUUUCUUAUGAAAAAGAGCUAGUUAUUUUUUAAGACUGAAAAUAAAUUCCAGUUUUGUUUUAAAUUAAUGUUUUUCAUGUGAUUCUUGAUUCGUGGAGGAAAAUUCACUCGUACCUAAAUUUAGUCCAAGCGUGAAAUCUUUCAGUAUACGUACUUAAUGUAAAUUAUAAUAGAAUUUAUAUUAGAUAAUUAUAAGUAAAUUAUAAUAUCACAUUUUGUCGUCCAUCAGUCUCCUAAAUGAAUUCUGUUCUGUUUUAAAUAAUUUAGGUCUCCUUCAGACGAUGUACUGAGUUCGUCGAACUAUGUUUGAGGGAAAUUGAACUUUAUGUCGUCUGGACAAGACCUUGUACUAGCGGAAUAACCUCCGUUAAAAUUCAAACAGUAAUUUAUAAAUUUUGUUUAAAUUUAAAAAUAACUGUUUGAUUGUAAAUCUUACCUUUCUCCCUGUGUUUUAUGUGUAUCAUUGUAAUAUAAUUAGAAUGUCAAAGUAAUAUAUUCCAUUAAAAUAAAAUGUAAAAAUAAAUAAUAUUUGUUGUGAGAUCUCUGUUCCUUGUUGUUGUUUCCAAUCGACAGAAUUUCACAAUUAUUCCUUUAGUGAUGACGAAAUUUACCUGUAAUGGGUAAAUUAAUUUACAAAAUUAUACGUAAGGACGACGAAUGGGGACAAAAUAGCGAAACAAACAAAUCUAAGACAAAUUUUAUUGUGUAACGUGAAAGAUGAACUGUUUUUAUUAUUUUUCAUUUUUAUUAUUUUUAUUUCAAUAAAUAUCCACGAUUUGUUAAUCA
Molecule: messenger RNA, 4843 nt
Organism: Ostrinia nubilalis (European corn borer)
Lineage: Eukaryota; Metazoa; Arthropoda; Insecta; Lepidoptera; Crambidae
Gene: Cph
Product: B-cell lymphoma/leukemia 11A
Exons: 5
Coding region: 654-3245 (863 amino acids)
Biological process (GO): regulation of transcription by RNA polymerase II
Cellular component (GO): nucleus
Molecular function (GO): RNA polymerase II cis-regulatory region sequence-specific DNA binding; DNA-binding transcription factor activity
Source: RefSeq, a predicted model, not a curated record